Messenger RNA from Stylonychia lemnae, 768 nucleotides. The record is from the annotation of a GenBank genome assembly. Lineage: Eukaryota; Ciliophora; Spirotrichea; Sporadotrichida; Oxytrichidae.
AUGACUCUGACUACAAAGGUAAUAACGACAUUUUCUUUGAUCAAUUCAAAAAUCCCGCUCAUCGUAAAAAAGUCAAACAUUAUCAAGGAUGUCCUUGUCCUGAAUGCAAACUACCUGGAAAGAAUACUAUAAUAGCAGUAACGUCAAAACAUGGGAAAUUAAAGAUAACCUAAGCAAAUGGAUCAGGAAGCCAGUGAGUAUUGGAAGAACUAUUGGAAAGACAAAUAUAAACCUAGGAAUGCAGGCUAAAGAACUAGAAAUGGUAAUACUCAAGAUUUUAGCUCGAUGCCAAUGCCAAUGCCAAUAUCUAUGGCCCCACCAAUUGGAUAUGGAAUACCUGCUCCACCUCAUUUCUACAAUCAAAUGGCUGUCAGAUACAUGCCGCCAAUGGCUCACCCUUAUUAAUACAAUCCUUACGCAGGGCCUUAUCCAUUUUACCCUCCUUAGGUAUAGCUUCCUUAGCAUUAUCCUGUUGGUCUUGGAAUGGGAAUGGCACCUAUGCCAGGUAUGGCCAAGACCACAUCUAAAUCGGGUUAAGCUUUAAAUAUAAAUUAUGGAACUUUUCCUCAACCUUGGGAAGAACCACCAUAUGAGCCAUUUAAGUACUACGGUGGUCAUGAAGAUGACGAAGAUGCUCCUCUUGAGAUUGACUAUGAGAAUCGAGAGAUAGACUUGACAAAAUGUCUAGCACCGCUAUUAAAAGGAGAAGACGCAAAUAAAAGUUUCAAAUACCCUAUUAAACUUGAUGAGGAUGAGGUUGAAAGCUGA